CUCCCGAGCGUGAAUCCGCCUGGAGCCAAACUUCGAACUUAUUUGGGGGGUUCUAUGCUAUUGGCACUCGUGCCAUUGUGCUACGAUACAAGACUUGGUUUCCAAUCUCAACUGCAGCCUCGCGCAAGGUCAUCCUGAAGGUAUGGCAGCAAGUCAUGGAUAGUCUGCUCUACUUUGCUAACAGCACGAAGGCGGCUGAGAAUCUUUCGCCAUGCCUCCCCCAACACUAGCUCCGCCCACGGAUGAUGACUGGCGAGAAUGCCUUUUUAUACGUGCACUUUGGGCUCUUCGGGUUGUGGAACGCGACGACGCUGUGACCGGAACGAUAAUCGUCGACUUGGACGAAGACUUUGUGAUUCCUGCUGGGAAGCACAGCAUCGUCGCCAUCGCUGAGCGACGUGACCAUUCAAUCCAUCCUAUAUCAGCAAUCGCGGACGAAGUGCGUCCGUGUCACCGAUUCGAAGCACAUUGCUUUUUCCCGGUAUUCCCUCUUGACUGGGCCUCGGUUGCCGUCAUGCAUGUCGACUUGGACAACGACGUUGUCCUCCCUGCCGGAAAGCACACCAUUCUUGCCGUUACCCGCGGCGGUGACUAUGCCACCAAUGCCGCGUCAAAUCUCGCUGAGACCGAUGCGAAUGAUGGUAGUGUGUCUGAGGAAACAGUCACUGAUGGUCAGAAUCCGAUCUACACCCCUGGCUCCAACAUGAGCUGUGCCAGCGAUGCAGUAGCAGCGGCUAGUGCACCAGCUAAUCCUCAGAAUCACGUCCCGAUUGCGGAUAUCGCUGCUCUUGUCGAAUCGCUCAACGCUUCUGAAUGCCUUCCCCUCUGCUGGAAAAUGCUCAUUGGCAAAUUGACCUUUCGCCUGGAAGGUACACGUGAUUCCAAUGGGAGAUCCGACUACACCCACGCCGAGCUUUUUACAGUCAUUGCCCAGGCCGCAACUGAAGCACACACUGGAUGGACAUGGCUCUACCCGAUUAUCCACCGCACAACCCGAACUCCGAUGUGGUCGGCUGAUGAUUCGACCUUUGCAGAUGAUCUUCAUGGUGCACAGGAGAUGCUGCAAAAGUUCAAGACAUGUUUGCUCCAUUUUCGUGGCAUAGAAGUCUCUAUUGACACGUUCGAGCGUUACGGCCUCUGGUCAAUUGAUUUUCUUGCGUCGGGGAGCGGCAAAUCUGCAUUUGCCGUAAGCCUGCUAGGUUUUUGGCCGCAUCUGAAGCCGUCCAUGUUUCUCCGAGACGAUAAGGGUUCGUCUCGGCCGGUCCAUGAUUCUGUAUCGAAGGGAUUGGGUCGGUUCAUGGAAGUUUUUACCCAUGCAGUCAGAGAAGUGUUGCCACUUGUGCAGAAAACAGUCAUUGCAGGUAUCAUACACGAUGAGGAACAAAUGACCGAGGCCGUCUUGGCGGCUGGGCAUGUAUUCGCGGAGCUCAUGGAUCUGGCAUACGUCCGUAACCGGAUGCACAAGGAUAGGUAGGCUCCACGAAAUCUUUUCGUAUCUUUCACCCAGAAGAGCAGUUGGAGAUCAUGAACAAACGUGGCUUGGUCGCAGAACACGGGUAUUUGAUGCCAUACAUAGCACAUGACAAAACAAUCGCAAGGGUCCUCAGAAAAG
Emericellopsis atlantica is the source of this 1612-nucleotide messenger RNA. RefSeq lists its product as uncharacterized. The record is from RefSeq and is a predicted model, not a curated record. NCBI's taxonomy places the organism in Eukaryota, Fungi, Ascomycota, Sordariomycetes, Hypocreales, Bionectriaceae. The transcript has a single exon. Bases 212 to 1474 code for a protein of 420 amino acids.